Penicillium malachiteum is the source of this 279-nucleotide messenger RNA. RefSeq lists its product as uncharacterized. The record is from RefSeq and is a predicted model, not a curated record. The transcript is spliced from 3 exons. Lineage: Eukaryota; Fungi; Ascomycota; Eurotiomycetes; Eurotiales; Aspergillaceae. The coding region runs from base 1 to 279 and encodes 92 amino acids.
AUGUACCGGCUUGAACCUCAAGACCCAGCUAACUGCACGGCUCUAUAUAACUCACCUCUCUACUCAAACCUUUUACUCCCUUCCAAUCCUCUCUAUACGGAGUCCAUACAUUCUCACUACGCUGUUAAUGCCCGUCUAUAUCCUGCUUGCAUUUUCAACCACGCUCUGCAGAUGAAGUUUCGCAGGCUGAAGAUGACGGUUCACCGCAAUGCCAAUUCGCAGUUCGAAGUGGUGGACAUACAACAUGGGCUGGGGCAGCAGGAAUCCAAGAUGGGGUAA